AUGGUUUCAAUGAAACCGACCACCUUGUUUCUAGUGUCUCUGAAAGGACUGAUCAUUAUCAAAAACAAGAGGAAUGUGGAAGCUAUAGUUGACCACCUCGGGGCACUGUGGACCACUGACUCUCUUACUCCAUCUCAAAGAGAGAGAAAAACGAGUUUCUUAAAACGUCUGAAUGUUGUACGAACAGGCUUUUACUGGUCCUGCUUAGGUGCCAGUUGGCAGAACCUCGUGACGCCCCUCUUCCUCACAGCUCUCCAGCACGAAGGGGAGGAGCUUCAGCUGCCCUUCGGUUAUGUGCUGCCGUUCCAACUGAAUCUUUGGACAUACUUAACAGUAUAUAUCUUUCAGUGCUAUACAAUGCUACGUCUCGUCUACAUUUAUCUUGGCACGGAGUUAUUGAAGAUAGUUCUAUGUGCAUACCUCAGCAUAGAGUUCAUGCUACUACAAGAAGAAUUUAAGUGUGUAUCCCAAGAAAGCAGCCCAGAAAAAUGUAGUCGCGAUGCAACGCUCAUGGCUAGUAACCUGACGGCUGUUUCCGGUAUACUGUUUCCGAUUUAUAUUUAUUGCUACUACAGCGCCGUGCUGGGAGAAGAGAGCUCCGGCGUCGCAGAUGCCGUGUACGAGGAUUUAUGGUACCAGGGCGACAUGGAUUACCAGAAAACAAUCUGUUUUAUCAUUGCGAGAUCUCAAUACCCUUGCUAUUUGAAGGCUCUGAAAAGUGUGCCGUUGACUGUACUUACGUUUACAAGGGUGGUCAGCACAACAUGGUCGUACCUAUCAUUAGCAAUCAGCUUAUACUCAGAAUAAAUGUGUCAGUGUAGCAGUA
Messenger RNA from Aricia agestis (brown argus), 826 nucleotides. RefSeq names its product putative odorant receptor 92a. The coding region runs from base 1 to 807 and encodes 268 amino acids. Gene Ontology annotation, biological process: sensory perception of smell; detection of chemical stimulus involved in sensory perception of smell. Gene Ontology annotation, molecular function: odorant binding; olfactory receptor activity. Lineage: Eukaryota; Metazoa; Arthropoda; Insecta; Lepidoptera; Lycaenidae. The transcript has 7 exons. The record is from RefSeq and is a predicted model, not a curated record. Gene Ontology annotation, cellular component: plasma membrane.